AACGAAUGAGGUGAGAGAAGAACCAGUGGAUUCUCAUGAAUAUGCAUGGAAUCACUAAAUAUCGAGAAACAACGACGACAACAUUCGACUCUUUCCGUUCCUGUUGGUACUCACAACCUCUUCACCACCGUUGUGUUCACUACCUGCGGAGCCAAGCAAAACCUUCGAUACCCAAUCACAGAUAUGGCCGUGCAAGUAAUUUCAAUCUUCUUCUGUUCGCUCCCCAGUCUUUCUUGCACAGUUCCAAGAAGAGGGCCCAGCGAAACUGUUUUACUCUUUUGAGAGCAAGUCGUAGAGAGUCCCCAUACGAAGUGUUGGGCGUCUCGCCUACUGCAACGCCUGAAGAGAUCAAGAGAGCUUACAGAAAGCUUGCUCUCAGGUUCCAUCCUGAUGUUAACAAGGAGGCAAAUGCUCAGGAGAAAUUUAUGAUGAUAAAACAUGCGUACAAUACAUUAUUGACCUCAGGAUCUUGGCAGAGAUAUGACUUUGGAAAUAGUGGAUCCGGUUAUUCCAACUCAGUUCAAAUAAAUCAAGAUGAGGAGGAGUUCUAUGGUUUUGGUAAUUUUUUGAGGGAUGUUCAAAUAACAAUAGGGGACUUCUUUAGAGACCUCCAAGUAGAAUUCCGUAACUGGGAAGCUAAUGUUGGUUCACAAGGGAAGCCAAAGAGCUUAUGGGAGGAGUUGGCAGACAUUGGCGAAGAAUUUAUGGAAUUUCUAGAGAAUGAGCUGAACAUCACAGAUCCCAAUGUUGAAGCUGGAAACAAUGAAACGCCUCCCAGUGGUAUCCCAUAUUCAAAAUCUGGGUCAGAUAGUAAGGGAGAUGACCAAAGCAGAGCAGGCAACAAGAAUAGCAUUGAAAACCAUAUCUUUGAGAUUGAAGCCACUCUUGCUCAGUUGAAAAAAGAGUUGGGGCUCUAAGGAAAUGUGGUCUCCUCUAGAUUCACUGGUGAAAAUGGCAAAAGAGCUCACGUGCAGAACCAGCUUCUGCAGCAUGUUGGAGCA
Telopea speciosissima is the source of this 1001-nucleotide messenger RNA. Its product is annotated as dnaJ homolog subfamily B member 8-like. The coding region runs from base 36 to 917 and encodes 293 amino acids. The transcript is spliced from 6 exons. Gene Ontology annotation, biological process: protein refolding. The record is from RefSeq and is a predicted model, not a curated record. NCBI's taxonomy places the organism in Eukaryota, Viridiplantae, Streptophyta, Magnoliopsida, Proteales, Proteaceae. Gene Ontology annotation, cellular component: cytoplasm.